Messenger RNA from Lolium perenne, 4840 nucleotides. RefSeq lists its product as uncharacterized. Lineage: Eukaryota; Viridiplantae; Streptophyta; Magnoliopsida; Poales; Poaceae. Gene Ontology annotation, biological process: RNA processing; mitochondrion organization. Gene Ontology annotation, cellular component: mitochondrion. The record is from RefSeq and is a predicted model, not a curated record. Gene Ontology annotation, molecular function: protein binding; mRNA binding.
CGUUGCGAUUCCAAAACCUUUCCACCGGGUAGCCAUUCCCCGACGCCUCGCCUCUGCUCCAGCACGGAGAGGAACCGCCGCCCGCCGCCGUUCCCCCUCCACCACCACCACCCCGCUAAAAUUUUCCGGAUCAGCCUCUGCCUCUGCAACCGCCUACGCAUUCUCCUCCACACCUCCAAUUUCCCACCUCUGCUAAUACUCCAUAACGCUGAUGUCGCGGCUUGGCCUCCUCCGUCGCAGCUUCUCCUCCACCUCCACCUCGCCGCCACCACGUUCCUGGUCUCCCCACGCUGCCUUUGCGGCGGCCACAGAGCGCGUACGCGCCGGGACGGUCUGCCAAGAAGAGGCACACAACCUGUUCGACGCAUUGCUACAGCAGGCCAUCCCGGUCCCCGUGCGCUCCCUCAACGGCUUCCUUGCUGCGCUCGCACGUGCUCCGUCCUACGACGACCGCAGAAGCGGCCCCGCUCUCGCCGUGACUCUCUUCAACCGUGUGUGCCGACAAGAGGCGGGUCUGCGGGUGGCGCCACCCACUGUCCAUACCUAUGGCAUCCUCAUGGACUGCUGCUGCCGCGCACAUCGACCGGACCUAGGGCUUGCCUUCUUCGGCCGUAUCCUCAGAAUAGGCCUCAAGACAAACCAGAUCAUCGUCAACACCUUCCUAAAGUGCCUUUGCGAUGCAAAACAUACACAAGAGGCUGUCAACAUGCUGAUGCUUCAUAGGAUGUCCGAGCUUGGUUGUGUGCCUGAUGUUAUCUCAUACAACACAGUUCUGAAGAGGUUAUGUGAAGAUAGAAGGAGCCAGCAAGCACUUGACCUGCUCCUCAUGCUGGCAAGAGAAGGAGGUGGCUGUUCCCCCGACGUGGUGUCAUACAGCACGGUCAUCCAUGGCUUCUUUAGGGAGGGUGAUAUAGGCAAAGCAUGCAAUCUCUUCCAUGAAAUGGUGCAGCGAGGAGUUGUGCCCAGUGUGGUGACAUACAGCUCGGUUAUUGAUGCAUUGUGCAAGGCCAGAGCAAUGGACAAGGCAGAGCUAAUCCUUUGGCAGAUGGCUCAUAAUGGUGUUCGGCCGGAUAAUGUGACAUACAACUGCAUGAUCCAUGGAUAUUCCACAGCAGGGCGGUGGAAAGAGGCAGCUAAAAUGUUCAAAGAAAUGACAAGCCUGGGCCUUGUACCAGAUAUUAUUACUUGCAGCUCGUUCAUGGCCUCCCUUUGCAAGCAUGGAAGAAGCAAAGAAGCUGCAGAAAUUUUUGAUUCCAUGACUGCCAAAGGACACAAACCUAAUAUCACCUCGUACUCUAUUUUGCUACAUGGGUAUGGCAGUGAAGGUCUUUUACUUGAUAUGAUUAAUCUAUUCAGUUCAAUGAAAAACAACGGUAUUGUGCCCAACUGCCAUGUUUUCAACAUAUUAAUAGGUGCGUAUGCUAAAUGUGGAAUGAUGGAUCAAGCUAUGCUCAUAUUUGCCGAAAUGCGGGGACAGGGAGUGUGUCCAGAUGUAGUCACCUAUUCAACUUUCAUAGCUGCACUUUGUAGGAUGGGUAGACUGACCGAUGUUAUGGACAAAUUCAGUGAGAUGAUUGCUGUGGGAAUACAACCGAACAAUGUUGUUUAUCAUUCCCUAAUUCAGGGUUGUUGUAUGCAUGGUGAUCUGGUUAAAGCUAAAGAGUUGGUUUCUCAAAUGAUGAACAAAGGUAUCCCUCGUCCUAACAUCGUGUUCUUCAAUUCAGUAAUAAACAGUCUAUGCAAAGAAGGAAGGGUUGUGGAUGCACAAGAUAUAUUUGACUUAGUUAUACACAUUGGUGAGAGGCCAGAUGUCUUUACUUUUAAUUCACUGAUUGACGGGUAUGGCUUAGUCGGCAAGAUGGAUACAGCACUUGGAAUACUUGAUGCCAUGGUCUCAGCAGGUGUUGAGCCUGAUGUUGUUACAUAUAACACACUUGUGAAUUGCUAUUUUAAAAAUGGAAUGGUCGAUGAAGGUUUGGCUAUAUUCACAGAAAUGUUGUCCAAGAGAGUUAAACCUACAACUGUUACAUAUGGCAGCAUACUGGAUGGGUUAUUUCGUGCUGGGAGAACUGAUGAUGCAAAGAAAAGGUUCCAUGAGAUGAUCCAAAGUGGAAUAACUGUCAGCGUUUCCAUAUACAAUAUAAUUCUUGGAGGGCUUUGCAGAAAUAAUUGUGCCAGCGAAGCAAUCACGUUGUUCCAUAAAUUAGGUGAAAUGAAUGUGAAGUUUGAUAUCAAAACAGUCAAUAUAAUGAUUGAUGCAAUGUACAAGGUUCGGAGAAGAGAAGAAGCUAAAAAAUUAUUUGCUGCAAUAUCAAACAGUGGGUUGGUACCUAAUGCUUAUACUUAUAGCAUAGUGAUAAAAAAUCUUCUAAAAGAAGGAUCACUGGAAGAAGCUGGCAAUAUCUUUUCAUCAAUGGAGAGGAUUGGUUGUGCUCCUAGCUCCUGUCUUAUAAAUGAUAUCAUUAGAAUGUUGUUGGAAAAUGGAGAGAUCGCCAAGGCUGGAGAUUAUUUGUCUAAAGUUGAUGGGAAGAGCAUCUCACUUGAAGCUUCAACUACUUCGUUGAUGCUGUCUCUCUUUUCAACGAAUGGGAAAUAUCGGGAGGAUAUGAAAUUGCUCCCUUCAAAGUAUCAAAUCUUUGAUGGACUUGGUUGAGUAUUUGAUAGAUUUGAUAUGAGACUACCUCAUGAGAAAGCACAUGGAUUUUUUUCCUUGCAUAAAGCCCUCCUGCCAGCAUAAAAAAAAAGGACGUACCCAGUGCUGAGAGCUCCCGCACUGUGCGGGGUCUGGGGAAGGUGUUAGUGGCAAGCCUUACCCUCACGAAGUGCAAUGUGAGGAGACCGCGACUCGAACCUGGGACCUCUCGGUCACAGGCGGUGAGGCUCUACCGCUGCACCAGGCCCAAAUUGUCUGCUUGGACUAACACCAAUACACCACCUUGGGUGACAUAGGAGACGGGGUCAAAGCAUUUGCAUGAUGAGAAUAUCUUGCUCUUGUACCCAUGCAGUGUGCAUUACUCUCCAUUUAUAUCUGGUACCUGAAUUCCACGUCGGUGCUGCCAUGCCUGGGUAAGAGUUCCAUGAAUCCAAGUUUUGACCUUUACCUUCACCAUUCGAUCUUCUCCUCGGCUUCUCAAUGUGCCACUUACAAUCAAAUCGCACUCUCACGCGAGGAGACGCUACCAACAGCCUCAUGUCGAUGCGCCACACAUAUGUGUCUCUGCUUCAGGUGCACACAGACACAACUACUCUCAAGCUGAAGCUGUGUUCCACAAUGUUAGGACAUUGGCAUUUUGUGGUGUGCUCUGUUUUCCAUGUCAAGCUUUUGGCCUAAACUUCUGGUCCAUGACUUGGAAGCAUCCGGACUCCGGAGUGCCCCGAGGAUAGUCAAUAUUUUUUAGCGAGUUGUCCCUGCACUUACGGUUGGAGAAGAGCUUACUGCAAGUGGAGCUCACAGUUAUAAAAGAAAUCCCCAGAUAAAGUUCCCUUUUGCUUUGCAAGAUCCAGUGAGUAGAGAUUCGAACCUGACUCACGUGUCUAAACGGAAGAUUUACUGUUGAACGAUGCAAAUUCAGUGAAGACUAUCCAGUUGAAAUCAACAUAAUCGAGAAAUGAGUGUGUUCCCCACAAGAAAUAUCCUUUUUGAACCAGCAGUUGUAUCUUCUCACUUAUACUGACAGCAAAGACUUGUUGGAUGCCAAGUCCUGACAGAGUGACAUUCCCCCCUUCCUUUCAUAGAUAGAUAAAAGGAGGGAGUUCUAAAAGCAAAGAUACAGAAUCAGUCAAGUAAGAGCACAGGCUCCAUGGAGUGGGUGUCGGUAUUUCUGCAAAGUUGCCAACACUUCUAGACCAGUGUUGGUUUAUCAGCAGGAUCUGACGAUCCAUGCAUCCAUCGAGGAGUCACUCUUGAGUCCUGCCUUUCAUGUCUUGUUCAGAAGUUGAUGAUGCAAAAACUACCUGAACCCAAAUGCUCGGGGAGCUAAACAUUUUGCGAAGGAAAAUAAAAUGUGAUGGUGAGGUUAUCAUUGAUGAUUCAGACACCAGCGUUUCAUGUGAGAUUAGCAAGGCCUGUCGCUGGAUCUUGUAUUGCACAGGAACGACAAGACGCAGCUUGCAAGCGGAAAUGUGUUAUGAUCGCUGGAAUCAGCCACCGGGUAUGGUCAUCCGCUCUUCAAUUCAAUCCGACCGCGAGUAGUUAGUUUCCUACAUCGAUUUUCUUUUGAGACAAGUUUCCUGCAUCGAUCACCUAGACAGCCGAUUAGUGGGCCGUGAAGCAAGCCAUCGCGAAUCCGAUCGAUCCGCAUGUUACAGGCUGGAGAUUAUUUGUCUAAAGUUUAUGGGAAGAGCAUCUCACUAGAAGCUUCAGCUACUUCGUUGAUGUUGUCUCUGUUUUCAAGGAAUGGAAAAUAUCGGGAGGAUGUGAAAUUGCUCCCUGCAAAGUAUCGAUUUUUCAAUGUACUUGGUUGAGUGGUUGAUACAGCCAUAUGAGAUCAACUCCAGAGAAAGCUUAAUGGAUUUUGUUUUCGCAUAAAUCCCUUCUGCCAUCAUAAGAAAUCCAAACUGCCUGCUUGUACCGUUGAGUUCGUUUUGCAGUGUGUCAGAAUCACAAGAAAGUGAAAUGUUUAUGAAUCUAUUAAUCUUUGAUGGGUGAGGACAGGUAGAAAAAGUAGUAUAACAUAAGUCACAUGACUGUCUGCAACCUUAGGGAUAAUGGCGUCUCAUUGCCAUUGGGGAAGGUAAGCAGAAUGAAUAUAAUACAAACUUUUCUAUCAGUAACCUGACAUUUUGUAAUCUCUCUAAACCGUCAUUUUUCUUCAUAGUUCGUAUGAUUGUAUUUUUGCAA